AUGGAGAUGCGCGGUUACAAGAAGCGAUUGGACGUGCAGGAGCUUGGUCCGAUCUUACGGACAUUUUGCAACAUUACUGCAGCGCAAUGCUAUUUGCUUUUCGAAUUGCCAACAAAGUCCGGAAUUCAUUGCCGAAGGGAAGGACUCGGACAAGCUCCUCCACAGUAUUCCGGACGCCCCCGGAUGAUUGAUUGUACUAUGCCCUGGCUUAGGAUGUGCACAGGACAGCAUGAGUUACCUGCCGGUUCUCUAGUAAUCGAUAUCAGGCUCGGAAUUACGCCACCACAAUCACCGCUGCGAGCAGGGCCGGAAAUACAAGAACAUGAUGGACCUAAAACGACUUCCUUACUGGAUGUCGACAGUCCCGCGCUCCAGUACGGGGAACGCGGCAUACGCGGUAUGGCUGAGCUAUCAUCUGUUCCUUCACCAUUUCAGACAAUGGAUGUUGAUAUACGCUACGAAUUUGAUUUUGAUACGUUCUAG
This is a messenger RNA of Fomitiporia mediterranea MF3/22, 483 nucleotides long. RefSeq lists its product as uncharacterized. The record is from RefSeq and is a predicted model, not a curated record. Bases 1 to 483 code for a protein of 160 amino acids. The transcript is spliced from 4 exons. NCBI's taxonomy places the organism in Eukaryota, Fungi, Basidiomycota, Agaricomycetes, Hymenochaetales, Hymenochaetaceae.